Molecule: messenger RNA, 1365 nt
Organism: Puccinia triticina
Lineage: Eukaryota; Fungi; Basidiomycota; Pucciniomycetes; Pucciniales; Pucciniaceae
Exons: 5
Coding region: 1-1365 (454 amino acids)
Source: RefSeq, a predicted model, not a curated record
AUGAGACCAUCAAGCACGAUCCACUACCUCCGACCCCCCAAGCCAGCACCCAUCCGAUCUCCAUUCACCCGGCCAACAACCUACGCACCACCCACCUUGGGCUCGCUCAACCGGAAGGUCAAGAGACAGACCGACUUCAACCAUCUCGUCCACCAUGCCAUCCCUGCUGCUGCCAAGGGCACGUCCUCUCGUCCCGCUCCUGGAAUCAGGAAAGAGUUCUACUUCGUGCAUUUCAAGGAUCGCAUCAAGUUCUGGAACUUAACCGCUGGCGAUCGAGUCAUCAUCGCCGAUUGCAUCAAGAAAUAUAGAGGAUUGAUCGGUACAGUUUUCUGGGUCGAUAGAACUACCAAUCGGCUGGGUUUACUUGAACCCGAAUUUUGGAAAGAAGAAAAGGAAAUCGGUCAUCCUGAGCUGCCAGAAUUUGUUCGUAACGUGCCAAUUGAAUUUGAAUACAGUACGGUCAGGCUAAUGGCACCCGGAUCAAACGAAAUGUACUAUGAAGACUUGCGAGAAGUGGAUCAUGAAGCAGUGAUCAUACCGAACGGUGGCAAGCGGAGGGAAAUCCACUGGACACGAAUCGGCACCCGAUACUCGAUCCAUCAGCCCGGCAAGCAAAGCGCAGGAGAAGAGAUCAUUCCCUGGCCAGUCCAGCCGGAUUGGUCGGUCAACAUGCAAGACCCCAACAAAAGAUUGGAACACCGCGACCGACACUUCAAACUAAUGCAAGAGCAGUGGGCCCUCGAAAUACGGCGGAGAAAUGGGGAGACGAUCGAUGUCUCGACUUCGCCAGCCUCACAUGUCCACUCGAGAGAGACGCGCAAAGACCUCUUUGCAUCUCCAAGGGACACUUGGUCGAACACGCUUGAUCCAAGUCAAUACGAGGACACCGACUUAUGGCUCUCUACAUCCCCGAAGAAUCGAGAACGACUCCCGGAAUUAUUCUCGACGGCCAAGUCCUCGUCACCAGGGAUGAAUACGAAUGCGCUUCCGGAGCUGUUGGUGCCCGAUUGGGAGCUGACGGCGGGCCAACACACCCGACGGUUCAAGACGGCGAACUGGGAGAGCAAGUUGGCCGAGAAGAUCGCGGCCCAGAACGAUGCCGAGUCCCGCCGCCUCUCUCGACAUCUCAAGCUGCCCAUCGAGCGCAUCAAUCGGCUCUUGGAGAUUGCUACCUACCGCCCUUCGAUGGUCGAAGCCCCCAGAAAAUCUGCUCCCUCCAAUCUUCAGAUUCGUAGGGCCAAGAUGGAGCUCGACCGCCUGAGAACUCAAGUCCAUAACCGCGAACGUCUCGCCACCCUCGACCUUUUACCCGCCCUGGAAUCGUUCAAUAGCUCGUUGGCUCAAUCUAAAUCUUCCGAUAUCUAA